AUGCCUCUCUUUACAACACACCCGAACGAGACUGGAGUCGCUGAAAAGCGAAGACUAUUGGACGACAUUCAGAAAAGACGGGAUGAAAAUGGCAGACUUCUUGCUGGUGUAGCUGCCGCUUGUAACACUGACGAUUUCAAACUUCCCUCUUCGGGAAAACCAAAAGCCAAGUGCUGGGACUCCCAUCUCAGCCCAGAAAGCCAGUCCCGACCUCAAUGCAUCCUCAAACAGGCCGCUACCUACCUCAGCAAACCAGACAUUGUAUCGCUUGGAGGUGGCCUUCCAUCAAGUGAAUGUUUUCCAUUUUACGAAUGGAGUUUCCGGGUGCCUACAGCUCAACACUUUAACGAAAAAGACGAAAACUCACAGGACUGUCCCACAACCCAGACCAUCAGUAUUGGAAAACACGACGUCAAAGCUGGGAUCUCCGAGUAUGACCUUUCGAUUGCCCUCAAUUAUGGUCAGGCAACUGGAUCCCCCCAGAUGAUGCGUUUUAUCACCGAGCAUACAGAGCUGGUUUACAACCCACCCUAUGCGGAUUGGAAAGUUUGUCCAACGGUUGGAAGUACCGGCGCCCUUGAACAAACUAUCCGCAUGCUUUGUGAUCGUGCGAGGGGUGAUUCAAUCCUUACAGAAGAAUACAGUUUCUCUACAGCGCUUGAAACUUUCGUUCCCCAGGGCAUCAAGCCGUUCGGCGUCAAAAUGGAUGAUGAAGGCUUGAUUCCGGAGAACAUGGACGAGAUUCUCAGCUCCUGGGAUGAAAAGGCCCGUGGAAAACGAAAGCCUCAUGUUCUUUACACUGUUCCCUCCGGACAGAACCCAACGGGCGCGACUCAAAGUCUUCAGCGCCGCCGUGCCAUUUAUGAAGUCUGCCAAAAGCAUGAUAUCUACAUUAUCGAGGACGAGCCAUACUACUUCCUUCAAAUGCCUCCUCACCAGGGCGUGGAGAGUCAUGGUGUGCAGGUAUCCGAGGAUGUCGAGUCGUUCCUGGCUGGGCUUGUCCCAUCAUACCUGAGUCUUGAUGUUGAUGGCAGGGUAUUGCGUAUGGAUUCAUUCUCCAAGGUUCUCGUGCCCGGUUCGAGAUUGGGAUGGAUUACCGCGAGCGCGCAAGUAGCAGAGCGAUUCAUUCGCCAUGCCGAAGUUGCCAACCAAGGCCCCAGUGGAGUUUCGCAGAUCAUGCUCUGGAAAUUGCUUGAUGAUACUUGGGGACAUGAGGGAUAUCUAAAGUGGUUGAUUUCAUUGAAGAACACCUAUGCCAGAAAGAGGGAUAUGUUGCUCGCCGCUUGCGAUAAGUUCCUGCCAACAUCUGUUGUCAGUUGGAGUCCACCGACGACAGGCAUGUUUCUUUGGUUGAAGUUGGAUCCGUUGCAGCAUCCCGAAUAUCCUGCUCGCUCAAUUGAAGAAAUCGAAGGAGAGAUCUUCGAUCAAGCCAUCAAAACCGGUGUCCUUUGCGCUCGUGGCUCUUGGUUCCGUGCCGAGCCUGACACACCUGCACAGGGAAUGUUCUUCCGUGCCACCUAUGCAAGUGCUAGCGCAGAAGCCAUGGGCACUGCUAUACAGCGCUUUGGUGAAGCGAUUCGCCAGUCCUACCAAAUCGAGUGA
Penicillium paradoxum is the source of this 1602-nucleotide messenger RNA. RefSeq names its product aminotransferase-like domain-containing protein. The transcript is spliced from 4 exons. The record is from RefSeq and is a predicted model, not a curated record. Gene Ontology annotation, molecular function: aromatic-amino-acid:2-oxoglutarate transaminase activity; L-2-aminoadipate:2-oxoglutarate transaminase activity; pyridoxal phosphate binding. Gene Ontology annotation, biological process: L-tyrosine biosynthetic process; aromatic amino acid catabolic process. NCBI's taxonomy places the organism in Eukaryota, Fungi, Ascomycota, Eurotiomycetes, Eurotiales, Aspergillaceae. Bases 1 to 1602 code for a protein of 533 amino acids.